CGUUGCUGGCCCGCCUGGCCGUCUUCAUCGCUCCCCGGAGCCUGUGUUCAAGCUUCCUCUUCGAACUGGCUGCAGCACGUUUUCUCCUGGUGCCCCACCUCCGACCCUGUGUUUUCCUCAGCAGUUCCAGCGCAACAGUUAAGCAGCCUGCCCAUAUAGGAUCCUGACAUGAAAUCACAUGACGAGGGAGAGAGACACAGAUAAUCAGAUGAAUGGGAGACGACAGACGGACACAGGGGCAUACUCUCGCUUUGCUGUAGCGUACAUUACUACAGCUGCAGUCAUAACGAUGCAAGAGGAAAUGACGAGAGCAGGGAGGAUGGUGGAGGCAGGCAGGCAGGGCGGGGCUGCUGAGUGAAAGCAGCGGGAGGCAGGAGAGUGAGGAAGCGGCUGAACAGACAACCAAGAAACAGAGGGAGGAGGAGGGAGAGAGACCGUAUAUCCACAGGACGUGAGUGCCGGCAGCAGAGGAGGGAGGGGGGGCUUCCAGACUGGAUGGGCCCAGCGAUGCCUUGAUGGAGUAUGGGCCAGGUUUUAGGAUUCUCCCACUGCCAGGAAUAUGGCUCUGUGGCGUCCACUCCAGACUCGACGCCUCCAUGCACCGAUGGCGGAAAUGAGGAGUCCGAGAUGUGCGAGCUGCAAACGGCCAGGGAGUGGUCUGACGAUGAGGAUGGGGGAGAUGGAGAUCCAGAUGACGACGAGGGACUGGCUUCAUCCCCGUCCAUCUGGGGCACGCCGCACCAGAACUCCUUAGAGCUGACUUUCUCUUACAUCGCCAUCGCCGAGGCCGAAGCGGUGGGAGCCUCGCGACACCUCCGUGACCGACGCAGGGGCAGCUCUCGGGGAAUUCGCACUCCUUUGAUCCGCACGGACACCCUGGAAACAUUGCUGGACUCCCCAGAGUCUGAAGUAGACUGGGACCCUCACGCCUUCCUCAGUCGAGAGGAAGAAGAGGAAGCAUCAGAAAGGAGAGCAGCCGUGAGGAGGGAGCAGCACAGGCAACCUGAGACUAUUACAAACCAGCCCUCUCCCCAAAAUCUGGACCCAGAAAAUCAGGGGAGAGAUGCAGGAAUCCAAAGAGAGGAGUCUCCGAGCAGUCUGACCCAGAUUGCCCAGCGUCCCUCUGCGUCCUUGUCUUCCCAGCACCAGAGCCCGUCGCAGAUAUUUCAGGACGCAGCAGUCUCACAGACCCCUGAGCCAGAAUCCCCCGUCGCCAGGGAAACCAUUUCAGUCAAGCUGCUCACAUCUGUGCGACCAAGAGGCCCGGCAUCCUCGUCGCCGGCUGCCAUUGGUCGAAACUCUCAGGAACAGCUGGUCAGCGAUCACUGGUUUUCAGCACUUGACCUCUCACAGGACCUGACUGUAUGCACCCACAUAGCAGCUCUUGGACGGGACAGGGAGUGUGAGGGGAACACUGGAGUGGUAACCAAAAUGGCCAGUAAAGUUAUGGACCUGAUCUACUGGAAGGACACAGAGCGCACAGGCAUGAUCCUGACAGGGUUAGUGGUCGGCCUGCUGUCCCUGUUCCAGCUCAGCAUCAUCACUGUGCUCUCCACCGUCUCCCUGGCUGUCAUGUGCUUCACCAUCUCAGUGCGCAUCUACUACCAAGUCCUCUACAUCCUCAGCUGGGGCGAUGGAGAACAUCCCUUCAAGUCAUACUUGGACCUGGACAUCAGUUUCAGUGGAGAGGAAGCUGACCGCUAUAUGCAGAAAGCAAUUGUCAUGGCUCUGUCUGCUGUUGACUCUCUGAAGGGACUCUUUUUUGUUGGAAACCUCUUGGAGUCAAUCAAGUUACUGGUUCUGAUGUACCUUGUGACAUACCUGGGACACCUGUGCAAUGGCCUUACUCUGCUCAUCAUCAGUGUGAUCGCUGUCUUUUCUCUGCCACUUUUCUACCAAAAACGCCAGGAGCAGGUGGACACCUUCAUUGCAAAAAUCCAGGCCCACAUUGACAACGUCAAGGACACCUUCCACAGACUUGCCCAGGGUGGUGGCCCUCCUCCUGACCCAACUCCCGGUGGCGCCAAACCCAAAACCCAGUAAACACUGAUGGACAAGAACUUAAAGAAA
Molecule: messenger RNA, 2070 nt
Organism: Perca flavescens (yellow perch)
Lineage: Eukaryota; Metazoa; Chordata; Actinopteri; Perciformes; Percidae
Gene: rtn2a
Product: reticulon 2a
Exons: 13
Coding region: 523-2043 (506 amino acids)
Biological process (GO): endoplasmic reticulum tubular network formation; neuron differentiation; brain development
Cellular component (GO): postsynaptic density; endoplasmic reticulum membrane; neuron projection
Source: RefSeq, a predicted model, not a curated record